AUGGCAGUGGUUUUGCAGCUGGCAUCUUUUGGCAUGGCACUCAUCUCAACCAUCUUCCUGGUUGCAGCCACCUGGACAGACUGCUGGAUGGUCAAUGCUGAUGACAGCUUAGAGUUCAGCCACAAGUGCCGCGGGCUUUGGAGGGAGUGCGUCACCAACAUGCAAGAUGGCAUCAAGACCUGUGACCAAUACGAUUCCAUUUUAGCAGAACACCCGUUGAAGAUCGUGAUGACUCGAGCGUUGCUGAUCACGGCCGACAUCCUCUUGGGAUUUGCUUUGGUCUUGUUGGUGUCGGGUCUCGAUUGUGUCAAAUUUCUCAAGGACAAGCCGGAAGUAAAGAUGAAGAUGUGCUGUUCAUCUGGAUUAUUGCUUGGAGUUGGAAGUGUCCUUGGACUGGUGGGCUCGGUCUGGUAUGCUGUUGACGUCUACAUGGAGAGAACCACACUUGUGCUGCACAGUGUGUUCUUCUUGGGGAUCCACUAUGACUUCGGCUGGUCAUGCUGGUUGGGAAUGGCAGGCUCCAUGGGAUGUUUUGUGGCGUCCAUCAUGUUGACCUGCUGCCUUUAUGCUGUCACAGGAGAUGUUGCCCCAUCCAGGAGACCUCAACGCCCCUCAAACCAUUCGCGGGGGAUCACUUGCAGGAUGUAUGCAGUUGCUUCCCGAGUGUGA
Molecule: messenger RNA, 669 nt
Organism: Elgaria multicarinata webbii
Lineage: Eukaryota; Metazoa; Chordata; Lepidosauria; Squamata; Anguidae
Product: claudin-16-like
Exons: 5
Coding region: 1-669 (222 amino acids)
Biological process (GO): bicellular tight junction assembly; cell adhesion
Cellular component (GO): plasma membrane; bicellular tight junction
Molecular function (GO): structural molecule activity
Source: RefSeq, a predicted model, not a curated record